GUCAAAAAGAAGAUAAAUAGUAACUUAUUCAGAUACUACAGAAUGCCUCUGAAAGACACUGUGAUCUGUGAAAGCUACAACACUGAUACUUUACCUCCUUCACAUUUCAGUGAGUUUACCAACACCUCAUCAGUGAUGGAGCAGCAUCUGUUCCUAUUCCUGUUUUUCACAGGAGUCCUGCAUCUUGUCCUGUCUCGUACAUACUAUCUGAUCCAGGAGGGGAAAACAUGGAGCGAUGCUCAGGCUUACUGCCGAACCACAUACACUGACCUGGCUAUCAUUAGAAGUACUGAGGAUAUGACUCAGUUUCAGAAUGAAGCACAGGCACAACUAUUCAGUUCCAGUGCUUGGAUUGGACUGUACCUUAACAUCAACAGCUGGCGCUGGUCGUUUGGAGAUGAGAUACUGGGAAGUAUGACACAGUGGGCUUCAGAUGAUCCUAACAACAAUGGCGGAGUUCAGGAGUGUGCUAUAAUAGAUAUGUACAGUUGGAAUGAUAGAGACUGUACAGAACAAUGGCCCUUUGUGUGCUUUGAUGAGACUAAAACUGGCGCUGACAGGUACAUUUACAUCUCUACUGAAAUGACAUGGUCUGAUGCUCAGAGUUACUGCAGAGCAACUUAUACAGAUCUGGCCAGUGCAAGAGAUGCAACAGAAAACUCAAUUAUACAAGGACUGACCUUCGACUACACUUGGUUUGGUCUGUUCAGAGACUCCUGGAAGUGGACAGACCAAACCAACUUCUCUACCAUCAGCUGGGUGUAUGGAGAACCUGAUAAUUACCUGGGGGAUGAAAAUUGUGGUUAUAUAGAUAAUGGUGAGGCUGCUGACGCACAGUGCUCAGACAUAUUGCCUUUCUUCUGUUACUCAGAUUUAGUAAUCCCAACACAACAAACCACUGCGGUGACUGUCCCGUCCACUCAGGCUGUGACCGAUCCGACAGUAAUGGCAGUAAACAACAAAAAACAACAAAUCAUGAGGGUGAAGGUCCAGUCCAAUCAGGAUGUGAACGAUCCUGCAGUAAAGGCGGCCAUCUUGGAGGAGAUUACACAGAAACUGGAGAGUCAUGGGAUGGCAGAGACCAUCACUGUGAAAUGGAGAGAACAACCAGAUGGAAAGGUGUUUCACAAGGAGAAAGAGAAAGAAGAAUUCUAAAUCUUUAGCUGUAUAAAAAUUAUGUAAUUCUGUAGUGCUAUUGCCAUUUAUAGAAUGAGUAAUGUGUUAAGUCUGGGAAACAUAAUGAGAUGUAGUUCACAAUUAAAGGGAGGGUGAAGGGACUAAUUUAUACAAUUUCUCUUUCAGUUCAUGUCUAACAUAAUUUUGAUUUUAGUGUCUAUGGUGUCUCUUUAUACCAAAUGUAGUCAAUCAGCUGAUGUUAUUGGGUGUACGAUGUACAACAUUAGGUAUUGUAACGAAAUGCGAUCUUAUGCAAUAUAUUCUGUGUAAAUAUACAUUUAUAUAUUUUCUAAGAUUCAUAAUAGUGUAUGAGUCAUACAAUAUAUAGACGCUCUUAUUGCUUUUCUUAUCAUAAGCAUGAACUAACUAUUCUAUUCCUGAUGAAGUAGAAUCCAUAUACUAUGUGAUGUGAGAAUAAGUGAAUAAUGUUCAGGAUAUGUUCAGAGUAUAUUCUGCUUCUUCCUGAGCUCCAUCUGCAGGAGUUCCACUGUGUUCCUUGUUUCACUCUCAGCU
Ictalurus punctatus (channel catfish) is the source of this 1689-nucleotide messenger RNA. RefSeq names its product putative C-type lectin domain family 20 member A. The transcript is spliced from 7 exons. NCBI's taxonomy places the organism in Eukaryota, Metazoa, Chordata, Actinopteri, Siluriformes, Ictaluridae. The record is from RefSeq and is a predicted model, not a curated record. The coding region runs from base 43 to 1155 and encodes 370 amino acids.